AUGGCUUCUGAUGAAAAUACUCCUCUUCUCCCCAUUGGAUCACACACUCGUGUUUCCACUCAGCAAACACCUUCUCUAGCACUGAGAAUUACACAAGUUGGAUGUGCAAUGGUGUGGUGUUUAUUUGCAGCAGGACCGGUGUUUGGUUUUGCUGCAUUGAAACCUGUUCUCAUCUCCCAGGGAGUUUAUAAGGAGGCAUGUGAAGUAGGUACUGGAUCUGUCCCGUCUAUUCUUGAGGCUGCUUGUGUUGAACAGGACCUAAAAUUAAACAGAAUGUUCACUUAUGCAGCUGUCAUCACUAAUGCAACCGCAUUAUUAGUUGGUCCAAUUCUCGAUAAUUAUGGGCCUAGAGUCACUGGUAUAAUUGGAUCUUUCAUUCUUGCAAUGGCAUCACUUUUACUGUCAAAUGGUUCAUCCAUUAAAUCAAUUGAUGCUUAUUUGUUUGGAUACAUUGCUUUGGCCUUUGGUGGGCCAUUCGUAUUUAUCAGCUGUUUCCAAUUGGCCAAUUCUUUCCCUGGUAGAUCGGGAUUGAUCUUGGCAUUGCUGACAGGCGCAUUUGAUACCUCGUCUGCAUUAUUCUUAUUUUAUCGUGUUGUUUAUCAGAAUAACUAUAUUUCAAAUUUGACAUUGAAAACAUUUUUCUCUUACUAUCUGGUGGUUCCUCUGUUUAUAUUACUCUGCCAAUUCUUUAUCAUGCCACAUAGAUCUUACAAGACUAUCGAAACUUUAGCUAAAGAGGCUGAAACUGGGUUGGACGAACAUGGCUUACCAAUGAAUCCCCAUGAUUCACGCUAUCAGCCAGAUGAGAUUGCAGAUCGGGAAACCGACAGAGCACGUCGAGGUUCUGUUGUUUCUGCUAAAUCUGUGUAUGAGGAGAUUGCAGACCAUCAAUUGAAAGAAGCUUCUGGUGGUAUUUUUGGUGUGUUACAUUCGGUACCCUUGUAUGAGCAAUUUAAAUCCCCUUGGUGGUACUUGAUGUGUAUGUUUACGACAAUCCAAAUGCUAAGAAUUAAUUAUUUUGUUGCUACAAUUGCAUCUCAAAUGGAAUAUUACUUUAACCCAGAAAUUGCCAUUAGAAUUAAUAAAUUUUUCGAUAUUGCAUUGCCUCUUGGUGGAAUUAUUUCAAUUCCAUUUAUUGGCCUCAUUCUUGAUAAUUUACAAACUUACAAAAUUUUGAUGAUUUUGCUAACUGUCUCUACCUCCAUUGGUCUUUUCGGUAUGACAUGUAACCAAGUGCUCCAGUAUAUUGGAAUCUUGCUGUUGGUGUUAUAUAGACCUUUCUAUUAUACUGCAGUGUCUGACUAUUGCGUGAAAGUGUUUGGUUAUGCCAACUUUGGUACUGUCUAUGGUGCAAUUAUUUUUAUUAGUGGUAUGAUGAAUAUAUCACAAACAUUACUAGACAACGCUACACAUUUUCAAUUUGGUAAUGAUCCAACUCCUAUAAAUACCUUGCUUGUCACUUUAACUGUUCUAUCCGGUGGAUCGAUGUUGCUCUAUAUAAAACACCAAGAGAAGGCUCUCAUAAGAGCACAUGUCAUUGAAGACGCCAUUGACCCAAACUUUUUAUAG
Messenger RNA from Pichia kudriavzevii, 1569 nucleotides. RefSeq lists its product as uncharacterized. Gene Ontology annotation, cellular component: fungal-type vacuole membrane. Bases 1 to 1569 code for a protein of 522 amino acids. Lineage: Eukaryota; Fungi; Ascomycota; Pichiomycetes; Pichiales; Pichiaceae. The record is from RefSeq and is a predicted model, not a curated record. The transcript has a single exon. Gene Ontology annotation, biological process: transmembrane transport. Gene Ontology annotation, molecular function: transmembrane transporter activity.